AUGGGUAUCGAAGGGAAAGAUGAAAGCAUGAUUUCGGAAGCCCCAUCGCCUUUACGGACGCCUUGCAGAAAAUUUCACGCUGAGGUCAGUAAUUCGCACAUCUCAGACAGGAGAACACCACGGGCGAGCUUGAAAAGAAAGCGCAUGGAAGAAGACGGUGGUGCUCGGAAGAAAUUUUUGGAAAUAGCAGAAAAACAGGCAGAUGCACUAAAGAUGCUAGCCCAGUCGAGUGUAGAAACCGUAGAAGUCGCGAAACAACAAGCAGAUGCUUUAAAGAUCUUAGCCGAAAGCAGCUCUGCAAGUGCCCAAGCGAAUAAAAUGAUGGCGGAGGCAAUAGCCGUAUUGGGGAAUGGUUUAAGCGCUACCGCGGAAACAUUCAACAAUCUAACGCCAAUCAUAAGCCAAAUACUCAAAGGACAUACUCGCUCCAAAUUUUCGGCAGAAGAAAUCGAAGAAAUGCUAGAAGAAAGUGAUAGUGAUUGGGAUUUCAGCGAUAGUGAUGAAUAUUUACUACAUGAAAGUGACGAAGAUAGCUCAAACACCUCUGGAAGAUAG
This is a messenger RNA of Anastrepha ludens (Mexican fruit fly), 555 nucleotides long. RefSeq lists its product as uncharacterized. Bases 1 to 555 code for a protein of 184 amino acids. NCBI's taxonomy places the organism in Eukaryota, Metazoa, Arthropoda, Insecta, Diptera, Tephritidae. The transcript is spliced from 4 exons. The record is from RefSeq and is a predicted model, not a curated record.